AUGUCGCAAAAACCCCGAAAGCUUCAGCGCGUCUCCAAAGCCUGCGACUUCUGCAAUAAGCGCAGCAUUAAAUGCGGCAAGAGCGAUGACCCGCUAGGUAGGUGUCAGAAUUGUGCGGAUUUUGACGUCCCAUGCACCUUCGAUCGCCCGGCUAAACGCCGCGGCGUCAAGGCUGGCACCCGGGCUCCUACGCGGGAGCCGGCGUUGGUAAGAACGCCCGGCUCGGAUCAUGUUCUCCCUGGGUCACAUGCUCCACCUGUGACGGGGAGGACCUCGGAUUCUUCCGGGUCUAGGAGCUCGUAUUACCCCGGGUCGACUCAUCGCCCGUCGUUGACGGGGGACCCAUGGUCUACGUUCAAUGUCGGUGGUGUGGCAGCUGAAGGGUAUGAUGACGAUGGCGCAUUGCGAAACUCAUGGAAUGCAUUCGCCAUUGCCAGUGAUCGCCAGAUCCGCAAUCUUGUACAGGUAUAUUUCGAGAUUGUCUAUCCAAUCUUCCCCCUUUUUCACAAGCAUACUUUCAUCGAGAGGGUUCACAAUCAAGAACAUCUUCGCGACCCAGGGUUGUUCGCUUCGACAAUGGCAGUUUGCGCCUUGGUUUCAGGACGUGCGCGAGACGGCGCCUUGUUCACCAACAGAUGGCAUCGAGAUGAACUCGCGGAGCCUCCAUCUGAGGCAUUCUAUGCCGCGGCGAAGGACUCUAUUCCCCGAGACCUUGCCGCCGCAAAGGGCAUAAACUAUAUGCGUGCAUGUGCUAUACUCGCAAUUGCGAGUAUUCAAAAUGGCCAGAUCAAGAAUAUGCAGAAGUACUCUGGUAUGUAUCAUACUCUAACCAGUAUGGAGGGUCUACACGAUGAGAAGCUCUGGCCGAAGGGUCUGAGCCCUAUUGAGACCGAGGAGCGUCGAAGAUUGUUUUGGUCUAUCUAUACGUUAGAUAUCUAUUCUACCAUUGUAUGGGGAGGCGUGAUUAGAUAUCGCGAAGCGCAUUCCCUCGUGCGAUAUCCAAGCGAAGUCGAUGAUGAGUUCAUCACACUACACGGCUACGGCUUGCCGCCCGUGUCUCCAAGCUCGGGCGUCAUGAGCCCCGGCGAUGUGACCGUCUUCUCACGACAGCCUGUGGCUUGGCUUCGAGGUUGGAACUUUACCACGGAUCUGUACCGAAUGCUGGAACAUGUCGUUGACGGCAAUCGGCGCCGUUUCUCGUCAGCCAACGGAACAUCCCAGGUGUGGUCCCUAUUCACCCCAGCAUCCAUGUCAGAACCGGCAGUUAUGGAGCGUGUACUAUCCAUGUACGCCGCAUUGCCACCGCAAUUCAAGGAAACGCCGCCUACUACAGGCGACAUGGCCAAGGAUCUAUUCGGGUUCCAGUCAGCCAAUAUCCAGGCAACACUUCAGCUACUCCGUAUGGUGCUGCUAUCUGCAGAAGAGCUUGGCGUGGACCGUAAAUGUGACGUUGCUGGAGAACUUCUCAGCGUCUUCAGCAAUGUCCCGGUCGAGUACCUAAAAGCAAUCAGCUCCCCUUUGCUCCACCAUCUCAGCGGAAUCGGCUACAUCCUCGGCUCUGUAAUGGAAGGAAGUCUAUCAGAAGCAUCCUACCAACGAGUCCGCACAUUACUCCUCGAAAUGGCCGACCUCCUCGGCCGCCUUGAAACGGGUCUUCAGCGUGCCUCGGGCGCCAGUGCCCGUCUCCGCUCACAGGUAGACCGCAUCGACGGCUAUAUGCGCUCCUCCCGACGGCCAAUCGCAGGCCCUCACCCACCCCUUCACCAGAAUUCGCUCCCCAAAACUGAACUUCCCAUGCCAUCUGGACCUUAUAUUCCGCGUAGUGGGCAUGGCCCGCCAGUUGGGCCGCCAACGGCGAUGGGCGAGCAGUUGAUGCAGUUCCAGUUGCCGCCGGAGUUGUUGUCGGAUUGGCCAUGGCCAUUGGAUGGGACUCAUUCAGAGGGUUUUAUGCCGCUGGCGUUUGAGUGA
Molecule: messenger RNA, 1968 nt
Organism: Penicillium bovifimosum
Lineage: Eukaryota; Fungi; Ascomycota; Eurotiomycetes; Eurotiales; Aspergillaceae
Product: putative C6 transcription factor
Exons: 6
Coding region: 1-1968 (655 amino acids)
Biological process (GO): DNA-templated transcription; regulation of DNA-templated transcription
Molecular function (GO): DNA binding; DNA-binding transcription factor activity, RNA polymerase II-specific; zinc ion binding
Source: RefSeq, a predicted model, not a curated record